This is a messenger RNA of Physcomitrium patens, 2335 nucleotides long. NCBI's taxonomy places the organism in Eukaryota, Viridiplantae, Streptophyta, Bryopsida, Funariales, Funariaceae. The record is from RefSeq and is a predicted model, not a curated record.
GUGGAAUGGAUUCCCGAGAGUAUUUUGAAGCCUUCAAGUCGCAGGUAGGUCACGCGAUCUUCUUUUCCUCUUCACCUUAAAAGCAAAUUUCACGGUGAGUUGUUACAUCUGCGCGAGACUUGUUUAUCCAUUGCCUCCUACGCAAUUUUCCUACACAAUUUUGCGGUUCUGUGUAAGUUGUUGCAUCGAAACCAGAAUUCGAUGCUACAUUGCACCUUGUCCGAUGAUGAUCGAACCAACUCUUCAAGCGCUUCGUUUUGUCGUCGAGAAAUGUUGAGCUGAUUUGGCACGACGAGUAUUGUUUGCUUUGUUGCAUGUGCACUGGAUUUGUAAACGGCGGGGGGCAGGAGGGAAGGGAGGAAGCGGGAGAAAAAGAGAGGUGAUGAGUAUGGAGAGCUUGCGACGGGGAGAUUGCGGCUCUUCGUUUGUCGAGGACGUGCUUUCGCAGCAUCCUGCUAUGUUUGGAAAGGUGCUGUCCAAUGCUUCUCACUUCCGCCUCCAAGUGCUGGUGUCAGUUCCCGUUGACGCUCCCGAUGGCCGCUCUCGCCUUGUCCGCCAUGGCUACCGCGUCGAUGAGGAGUAUUUCUACCCUGCGAGUGCAAUUAAAAUGUGUGCUGCGGUUACAGCGUUACAAAAGCUCAAGCAUCUUCAAUCUUUACUCGGAAUAAACGUCGAUUGCUGUACUCCAAUAGCUCUUUGCUCGCUGUUCGAGGGAACUAAGGAUGAUCGCACUGACCCAUCAAACAACAGCCAGAAUCUAAUAACCGUUGCUCAUGAAAUUCGCAAGAUUUUUCUGGUUUCAGAUAACCAAGCCUUCAAUCGGCUUUUUUCUUUCGUCGGACAUCGUACAAUCAACGAAGCCAUGUGGAACUUGGGUUUGCAGAGUACAAGACUGCAUCACCGGCUCUCUGAGACUAGGUCCAUUGCUGCAAACCUUUACAGUGAACCUGUUGAUGUAAAUGUAGCAGUCACUGCCCUCACAUUACUACCAAAACGCAGUGGACUUGCUCUCCAAGAUAACAGUGGUCUACCGGGAGUAAAAGUUGGGACUGCUUACGUAGCAGAUGACGGCCGUGUGGUUUCUGAGCCAAUGGAUUUCUCCAAGAAAAAUUACAUGAGUUUGAUGGAUCAACAGGAUCUUUUGAUAAAACUUGUCCGACCAGACAUAUUGGCGGAUUCGUCAGGCUUAAGUUUGGACACAGCCAUGCGUAUGUUUCUAAUGGAGGCGAUGGCCCAGUUUCCAUCUCAGAGUGCAAAUCCUAAGUACGAUGGUUCGGAUUAUCCUGAUGACUAUUGCAAGUUCUUUCUUCCAGGUCUCUCAAGAAUUAGACCCAAGGGAGCCUUGCGCAUAUUCAACAAAAUCGGGAGAGCCUAUGGCUUUACAAUAGAUAAUUCGUACGUCUUCGACGUCGAAACAGGUCGAAGUUUUUUCUUGACAGCCGUUCUUUAUACUAAUGCUAAUGGAGUUCUAAAUGAUGACCAAUAUGAGUACGAAUUUGCAGAUCGCAUCUUUGCUGAUUUGGCAGAGGUUUUGGGAAGAGCACUGUGGCAAAUACCCGACUAUUCAACCACUUCGUCUAAUUCAUUGGACUGCACGCCAUCAUCCCUUUGGGAAAAAUUUAGCAAGCCUUUGAUGACCUCCGCAUCCUGUCAAACCAACGUAUUCGUUCAGAGAACACAAGAUUCAGACUUACCUGCGAUGGAGAAGACCCACGUUAUUGGCCAGCCCUUAAUCCAGCUUGCGCUACAUGAAGAAAGGCACUCUCUUCCUCCAAAAUCUCAUGGGCAGGGACUGUGCGAGCAAAUCUCCUCAAAUCCUGUUGUAUCUAAAGCAGUGGCUCUCUGUGGUACUAAUGCGAAACAGAGCAAUUCAAACUGCUCUUCAGUAAUACUGCCUGCUGCUACUAAACCAAUGGAGGGUUACGAAACCAGUUUCUCAUGUGUGAGAGAUCAACAGUGCAACUCUUCUGACAUUGUGCUGCCGAUGAUGCAGCUUUCAAGCUGUGAUGUUGUUUCCACCUCAAUUUGUGCCAAAGUAUUCAAUAGGAGUGUGAAGUCUUGCUACAAAUAUUUUCUGGAUGAAUAGGAAGUAUCAGUUGUCUUGUAAGAUAACAUUCCGCUGGAUGUCACUUGCAGCACGCUUGCUGAUUUCAUCUGAAGGGGAGAGUUCUAUGUUGCGGCAUCUAUCUCUAGCAGGAAAGAACUUAGAGCUUUCAGUUUGGAGCGUAGCCCUCUCUGAAAGCUGGUACCGAUGUUUAUUACACUAAUGGUGUGUGAGUGGUUCAACACUUCAUAUGAAUGGAAUACUACUCGAGAGAGGAUUAGAAGGUCGCAA